CGACCUUCGUCUCAUUAAACACAAUAACCAACCAACCGACCUUGGCACCUCCGCGUGUCAGGUACGUCGAGAGAGGCACACCAAGCCAUAGGAAGGCAUAUCUAUCCACCACAUUCAUAGAUCCUUGCGCGUGUGUGCUGGUGCAGCAUCACACCUUUGGCUGCCCCAUUUUGGCUGUGCCUCAUCGGCCCGUCUGUCGGCCAUGUCGGAGAUGAUUGACGAGGCGACUGGCCGCUACAGCGAGUACAAGGCCGUCAACGAGUUUCACAAGCAGGUGGCACGUGCCGGUGAACAACUCAGGAAUCUGCGCGAAAGCAUCAAGAAGACCGAGAAGGACAUCCACGAAGCCAGGGAGAAGCAUGCUGCGUCCGAUCCAUCAGCUUCUUCGCCUGAUGAUGUUCUGCUUCUCAAUGUGGGCGGCACUGAGAUGAGUGUCAAGCGCAAGCACAUGACGGAGGGAGUAGGGGUGGAGGGCACGCUGCUGGCAGCACUCUUCGCGGGCUGCUGGGACAGCCGAUUCAUCAAGAUCAACGACAAUGGCAAGACGACCAAGGAAGCUCCAGUAAGAGCCUGGGAGGGCUGAUUGGCUUGUGGCCAUGAGUUCGUGUAUCUUUGUGUGUGUGGUAGAUUUUCGUUGAUAUCGAUACUGGUCCGUUUAAGUUCAUCCACAGGGCCAUAUUGGACGCGGCGACGAUCCGGAGCGCCACCGUCCGGACGGCUAACACGCAGGCCUCCGUCAGCCACCUGCUCGAAGACGCCAGAAGACGCAACUUCACUGGUGAGUGGGCAAAGUGAGAGGGAGAGGUUUUCUUGUUCGUUUGUCCAUCUCUCUCUCUCUCUCACUCUCUCUCUGUGCUGGGUGUGUGCCAACAGGGCUUCACGAUUUCUGGAUCAAGAAGAUGCUGUCACCAAUCGACUCGGCUGCUGCAGGAACCACUGGUGACGUCACUAAUCCACGGCUGUCGGCCACUGGCACCCCCGAUGAGCUGAAUGACUUCGUCAAGGCGGCCGAUGCCUUCGUCAAGGCGUUCGCCGCUGAGAAGGCCCGGCUGGAGGGCGAGCUGGUGGCUGCCAAGCGACGAUAUGAUAAUCUCGACAACGAAAUCAAGGUGACUGACGAUUAGAAAGCAGCGGCAAGAGGAGGAGCCACGUAUACCUCCGAUGCUCUGCCUGCCUAUGUGUCUGUGUGUGUGCAUCAGGCCGUCACACCGUUUCUGCGACCUGUGAAUGGCGAAGAUCCGAUCCGCUCCGUGAAGGUCUGUGGAGAGAGCAUCGGCACCACACAGUCCACCGUCGACGAAAUGCCUGACAAACUUCGGAACCGCUUUGACAUGUAAGCGCCCAGCAGACACCCAAUACACGACGGUCCACCAGUGUUUUGGCUGUGGUGUGUAGGUGGUCGCGACCAGUGGAGGACGUUCAGCCCGACCACAUCAGCCGCAUGGUCGAUCACUUCCGUCGCAAACGGGUCGGCGCGUCGGCGGCCGACAUGGCUGUGGUGCUCACGAUGGCCGAUGCCACAGAGCAAGAUGCGUUUGAUAUCAAUGCGUUUAUGUAUGGCCUCACCGACGAGAGCCCCAAAGCCAGCAAAGCACAUCAGACAUUGUGAGUAGGACGAGGAAGCACAGGCACUCAUGUGAUGAUUGUGUGCACUGUUGAUCGUUCAGCGGUGGCCUCGGGCAAGUGCCAUCCAUGCAGCAGCGACAGUAAGACACCAACAACACACUGCACUCGUGUCUUCACUCACUGUGUUGUCUGUCACUGCUCAGUUUUGGCUUCGCGCAGAUGUCGAAUGGAGUGCAGUACAAAAUCGUGCAGCAGGGCAGUGGGCCCAAACCGACACGUGACCAGUGCGUCAAGGUCGACUACAUGGGGUGGAGUGACGACUUCGACGGACAAGACAAGACAUUUGGUCGCCGUGGGCUGGAGUGUCGUGUGUCUACCUUUGUUGCUGAGUGGCUCCAGGAGGUCUUCACUGACAUGCGUGUGGGUGAGGUGCGGCGGGUCAUCCUGCCGGCCAGACUCAGCAAGAAAGAGGAGGAGGUUUUCAUCGAGUGCAGGCUCUUGGCCAUCCUGUGAGCACUGUCUCCUGGUGUGCUCCGUGUGCGUCUGUGGCGGUGAGGCACCAUCCAUCCAGCUGUCAUUUCGGAUUUUUGUAGCCAGCUGCUUGGUCGUGUCUAUGGUGGUAUGGGGUGUGCGCGCCUUGGCUGCUGCGUACAUCCACACACACUUCCAUAAUCCAUGCAUCAGUCCAUUGGGUGUGGUGUAGUCGCUUUAUCUUUCGGCGACCGAUGGAGGUAAUGUGAUGUGAUGUGUCGCUACAAUGACUGAGAGGCCGGCUGGUUCGGUCAUCCAGCAGUACUGUCUAUGUAUCUGUCGGUGAGUUGCGGUUUAUUUUAUUGAGUGCGUGUGUGCACAGUGGGGAGAUGCAUGGCGAGGAUUUCGAUGGUUUCAAUCAAUCGAUGAACGGGUGCGUCACACCACACUGACGGGUCAGUCAGCCGAAGACCAUGCAUACAUCGAGACAGCUAAACAUCCUGUGAGUCAGAGUCACUCUGAGGCCUGGCUACUAGAUGGGCUACUAGAUGCAGCUGGCUGUUUUUUCUUGACUGACCUCUUCGUGUUGUUAGCUGACUUUCACUUUCUCAAUGCUGCGCGCCUCUCAUGGGUCAGGCGCUUCCUCAGUGUGUGGUUAGUACGAACAUCAGACAGACCCACCAAGUCUCUAUAUUCUCGUGAGACCCAAUAUACAACAUCAACACACC
Vitrella brassicaformis is the source of this 2765-nucleotide messenger RNA. Lineage: Eukaryota; Vitrellaceae. The record is from the annotation of a GenBank genome assembly.